Hyaloscypha bicolor E is the source of this 879-nucleotide messenger RNA. RefSeq lists its product as uncharacterized. NCBI's taxonomy places the organism in Eukaryota, Fungi, Ascomycota, Leotiomycetes, Helotiales, Hyaloscyphaceae. The transcript is spliced from 2 exons. The annotation marks the transcript as partial. The record is from RefSeq and is a predicted model, not a curated record.
CUAUUAAUGAGUAGCUAUAUUAAAGUACUACAAGUUAAUGUGAAUCGUAAUAGCUCUACUACUAAAAACGUCUUGCAAACAGUUAUAGAACUGGAUAUUAAAGUCCUAGUAAUCCAGGAACCAUGGGUAAUAGCAAGGGAUAGUAAUAAUCGGAAAUAUCGUUCUAUUAUAUACUCUAGCUAUUUCCAAAUACUCCCGAAUUACGGUACCCUGAGGCCUAGAACCCUAUUUUAUAUAGCUUGCGAACUGCAAGCUAGUCUAGCCUCAAACUUACUAAGUAAUCCUGAUUACUUAAUUAUAGACUUAAGUCUAGGUGUACUAAAAAUGCAGCUAAUUAAUUUCUAUAAUAUAAUUCACCCAGAAGACCCUAAUAGUAUAUUAACUAUAUUAAGAGAGAGCAUUUUACUUACUACUCUCUAUAAUAGCUCUCUAUUACUAGUUUAUUUAAUUAGCUAUAUAGAGAACCAUUCUCUAAGACUAUUAAAUAAACCAGGGGAAGGUACCUUCUAUAGACCUAAUAUGUCCAUUCCUUCCGUAUUAGACUUAAGUUUUACUACUAGUGGAAUAGUAACUAAGAUUAAAGACUGGCAAGUACUACCAGACUUAGGUUCUAAUUACUUCGGGGUUCUAUUUACUAUUAGUAAGUCGACUUAUAGCUCUAGUUCUAAUCUAGUCAGAUUUAAUACUAAGAAAGCGGACUGGGCUAAAUUUACAAGCUACCUUAUUAAUAGCCUUGAGAAUAUACCCUUUCCACUUACUAGUAUACCUGGAAAUCAUAAACUAGACCUAUUAGCAGAAGACUUUACUAAUAGAAUAGUAGAAGCAGCUAGUAAUAGUAUUCCAAAAUCUACUACUAGUCCGUAUUCUAAACCCUGGUAG